UGAGUCAUGGAGUCGCUUCUUAUCUCUACGCAAAGCUUGGGGUUGGCCAUGGGAGGCCUCCUGCUGUUCUUGCUUGCCGGCGCCAUCUCCGUCUUCUGGGUGUGGCCGGCGGGAACGUGGCGCCGGCUCCGGAGGAAUGGGUUCGGUGGCCCUUCACCGCUUUUCCCCUUGGGGAACUUGAUGGAGAUGAGCAACAAGGGAGAGGCUCCUUCUCCGGUCUCCUCGAGCAUCACACAUGACAUCCACUCUUCUGUCUUCCCUUACUUCUCUCGGUGGAGAAACGCUUACGGAAAGGUCUUCGUUUACUGGCUUGGAACAGAGCCUUUCUUGUAUAUUGCUGAUCCCGAGUUCCUCAAGCGUGCAACUUCCGGUUCUAUGGGCAAGAAAUGGGGUAAGCCAAAUGUGUUCAAGCACGACAGAAAGCCAAUGUUUGGAAGCGGACUGCUUAUGGUUGAUGGUGAAGACUGGACUCACCGCAGGCAUAUCAUCUCACCAGCAUUCUCCAUGACAAACCUAAAUGCCAUGAUGAGGGUGAUGGAAGAGACGACGUAUAAGAUGCUAAACGAGUGGAGCGAGCAGGUCGCCUCGGGCCGACGUGAAAUCGAUGUCGAAGAAGGCAUCACCAAGAAUGCAGCUGAGAUCAUCGCCAAGACCAGCUUCGGGAUCAGGGAGGAAAAUGGCAAAAGGGUGUUCGAGAAGCUGCAGCUCAUGCAAAAGAUGCUCUUCAAGUCGAACUGCCUUGUGGGAGUCCCUUUCAGCAAGCUCUUGUGCGCUAAAAGAUCGUACGAGGCAUGGAAACUAGGGAAGGAGAUCGACCAACUUCUCUUCGCCAUCAUCAGUUCGAGGAAGGAAGAAGAUAGCAGCAACACGCAGAAAGACCUCCUCGGGCUGCUCCUCGCCGCAAACCAAGAGAGCGCUCAACUUGAGAGGAAGCUCACGAUCCGGAAGCUCGUCGACGAGUGCAAGACCUUCUUCUUCGGCGGCCAUGAGACCACUGCGCUCGCCCUAUCUUGGACCUUGCUCUUGCUGGCUCUGUACCCCGAAUGGCAAAGAACUCUGAGAGAGGAGGUCAUGGAAGUCUCCGGAGGAAGGCCCCUCGACCCAUCCAUGCUCUCGAAACUGACAAAGAUGGGGUGGGUGUGGAACGAGGUGCUCCGGUUGUACUCGCCGGCGCCGAACGUCCAAAGGCAGGCGAGGGAGGACGUGCAGGUGGGAGACAUGGUGAUCCCCAAGGGCACCAACAUGUGGGUCGACGUCGUGGGGAUGCACCACGACCCUGCGCUGUGGGGAGACGACGUGAACGAGUUCAAGCCGGAGAGGUUCAAGGAGGAUCUCCACGGCGGGUGCAAGCACCGGAUGGGCUACUUGCCGUUCGGCUUCGGGGGAAGGAUCUGCGUGGGGAGGAACCUCACUCUCAUGGAGUUCAAGAUCGUGCUGAGCCUCAUCCUCCGCAGGUUCUCCUUGUCGCUCUCCCCGGCCUACUCGCACUCACCCAGGAUCAUGUUGUCUCUGAGGCCUUCCCAUGGCGUGCACCUAAUCCUCAGCAACAUCCAAGAAUCGAAUUAGGUGAAGCCAUUGUCGGCCGCCGAGAGAUCGUUCCAUCGAUUCAUUUGUAAUCAAUUUAUUUUUUUUAAUAAAUUAUUGAAUAAUUAAUAUGUCAA
Musa acuminata AAA Group (dessert banana) is the source of this 1661-nucleotide messenger RNA. Its product is annotated as cytokinin hydroxylase. Lineage: Eukaryota; Viridiplantae; Streptophyta; Magnoliopsida; Zingiberales; Musaceae. Gene Ontology annotation, molecular function: iron ion binding; monooxygenase activity; oxidoreductase activity, acting on paired donors, with incorporation or reduction of molecular oxygen. The coding region runs from base 7 to 1566 and encodes 519 amino acids. The record is from RefSeq and is a predicted model, not a curated record. The transcript is spliced from 4 exons.